GCUGCGCCGCUGGGCGACCGAAUCGAGGCCCGGAAGCUGCAGCGGCUCCAGAGGAGAGAGUCUCCCUGGACUCGACCCCGCCCCAUCCAGGCCCCGCCCUCCAACCCUCCUGCAGCUCCGGGCACGAGGAGGCACCUCCAGGAUUGGGGCCCCCCCGGGGCUUUGGGACCCCCCCAGAACGGGUGGGGGAGGGGCCGAGGCGGCGACGGCGGACACCGAGUCAGGGUCGACUUCAAGGAGGACUGUGCCCUGGAGAACGUGUGGCUGAUGGGGGGUCUCAGCAUCGUCUCCUCCGUGCCCGUCACCACCCCUCUGGUUUGUUUGCUCUGCGCCAGCAAAGGACUCCACCAGCUGGUGCUGUGCCAGGUGUGCUGCCAGCCCUUCCACACCUUCUGCCUGGGCGCGGGGGAGGGGCCGGGGCCGGGCCAGGCCCAGACCUGGAGCUGCCGGCGCUGCAAGAGCUGCGGGGUCUGCGCCAGGAGGGGGCGCCACAACAAGCCCCUCCUGGAGUGCGGGCGGUGCCGCCGUUGUUUCCACCCGGCGUGUUUGGGGUCCAGAGCCUCCAGACCCCGGAAUUUGGGGUCCCUGCAGGGGGGGCUGCAGGAGGUGCUGGGGGGGCUCCUGAGCUCCCCCCACGGCCCCGCCCUCCUCACCUGUCAGCAGUGCCUCCGGGGUCCCAAAAUCACCCCGGGCCCUGCGACCUCCGAGCGGUUCAGGAGAGGCUGA
Messenger RNA from Myiozetetes cayanensis, 726 nucleotides. Its product is annotated as histone-lysine N-methyltransferase 2B-like. Gene Ontology annotation, biological process: positive regulation of DNA-templated transcription. The annotation marks the transcript as partial. Gene Ontology annotation, molecular function: histone H3K4 methyltransferase activity. Lineage: Eukaryota; Metazoa; Chordata; Aves; Passeriformes; Tyrannidae. Gene Ontology annotation, cellular component: histone methyltransferase complex. The record is from RefSeq and is a predicted model, not a curated record. The transcript is spliced from 8 exons.